AGUCAGUCUUUUCCGUGCUGACCCGGGUCCUGGAGCCACCACUGUCACCGCUGAGUCCCAGUCCGCUGACGAUGGAGAGCGCGCUGGCGAUGCUCCGGCUACCCCCUCACGACCCGGGGACGCCCGCGCUGUCGGUAGUGGACAUGCACACGGGCGGCGAGCCCCUGCGUGUCGUGCUGGCCGGGUGUCCGGAGGUGGUCGGGCCCACUCUGCUGGCCAAGCGGCGCUACAUGUGCCAGCACCUGGACUUCGUGAGGCGAAGGCUCAUGUUGGAGCCCCGGGGCCACCGGGACAUGUACGGGGCGGUCCUGGUGUCCAGCGAGCUGUCCGAUGCCCACCUGGGGGUCUUAUUUCUGCACAACGAGGGCUACAGCUCCAUGUGCGGCCACGCAGUGCUGGCCCUGGGACGCUUUGCUCUGGACUUCGGCCUGGUGCAGGCGCCCCCGGCCGGAACACGGGAGGCCCGUGUCAACAUCCACUGCCCUUGCGGGCUGGUGGCCGCCUUCGUGGCCUGUGAGAAUGGUCGCAGCUGCGGCCCUGUGCGCUUCCACAGCGUCCCGGCCUUCGUGCUGGCCUCAGAUCUUGUGGUGGAUGUUCCUGGGCAUGGAAAGGUGGUAGUGGACAUUGCAUAUGGUGGAGCAUUUUAUGCAUUUAUCAGUGCAAAAAACUUAGGACUUGAUCUGUGUUAUUCAAAGACAAGAGACCUUGUGGAUGCAGCUAGUGUGGUGACAGAUGCAGUGAAGUCUCAGUUUAAAAUUAGGCAUCCUGAGAGUGAAGACCUGGCUUUUCUGUAUGGAACUAUAAUAACAGAUGGGAAAGAUGCUUUCAGUGAGGACCCCACCACCAACAUCUGUGUGUUUGCAGAUGAACAGGUGGACAGAAGCCCUACCGGCUCCGGAGUGACAGCUCGAAUUGCCUUACAGUACCACAAAGGUCUUCUUGGACUGAACCAGACCAGAGCCUUCAAAAGCUGUGUAACUGGCUCAGUGUUCACAGGGAAGGCUGUUAGGGAAGCAAAGUGUGGUGACUUUAAAGCUGUGGUAGUGGAAGUGUCCGGACGAGCCCAUUACACAGGGACCGCAAGCCUGACCAUAGAGGACGAUGACCCACUAAAGGACGGCUUUCUGCUCAAGUGACCUCCUCCAUGAUUUUAAGGGCCUUUCUUCUAAAGUAAUUGUUAUCUAUAAGUAACUUUGUCUCUUAAUGAUGUAGAAACCAAUAUCUAGUAUGCAUGUAAGCUAAUUUCCAUUCUGUCUAAAUACCACACUGUGGCUGCUUUGAAAGUCAUUAUACUUAUAAUUUUCCAAUGUAUUUGGUAUGUUUAGCAUACAAAGUGCUAAAAAUUCAGAUUUUCCUAGAUAUUAACUUACCAUACAAAAUGAAAACCUGUAUUACUCCUAAAACAUUAUUCUAUGGUAAUGACUAUAGUAUUUUGUCAUAAAAGCUCUUUAAGUAAUAUCUAUAAUUAUAGGACAAUGGAUUCUACAAGCUUAUCAAAGUUGGAGCAAAAAUGCUCUCCAUAAGCUGCAUGGAAACAAGAUGGAGUACUGGAAGGUUCUCAACACUCGGCAUACCCGGCUGGGAAGGAUGGGGGUGGGGGGGCCGGUUCUUUGAAUAGGCAUACGGUAUUGUAACAGUUUAUAGGGUGGCCUCUGAGUUACAAAGCCCAUCUCAAUACUCAUUGGUAUCCAUGUGCCAUAAAUGGAUGCAAAGACCAAAUGUUAAUCAAAUUUUUGCUAUUACUUUAAGGCUUUAAAAAAAAUUGUGCUGGGAAUUAAACCUAGGUCCUCAUUCAUGCUAAGCACUCACUCACAAAUAUGCCUCUAGUUUCUUUAAAGCUUUUAUAAAAAGACUUGUAUAGUGUAUUAGUGAACUACAAUAAGACAGUGGAAAUCAAUCCAUGAGCCUAGUGCUGGUGACUUGUUUCGGUAUCUCCAAAAUAAUCAGCAAAAAGCAGGGAUGGAAGCAUGGCUCAAGUAGUAGAGUGCCAGCC
This is a messenger RNA of Perognathus longimembris pacificus (Pacific pocket mouse), 1993 nucleotides long. It is a transcript of the gene L3hypdh, whose product is annotated as trans-L-3-hydroxyproline dehydratase. The coding region runs from base 72 to 1136 and encodes 354 amino acids. Lineage: Eukaryota; Metazoa; Chordata; Mammalia; Rodentia; Heteromyidae. The transcript is spliced from 5 exons. The record is from RefSeq and is a predicted model, not a curated record. Gene Ontology annotation, molecular function: hydro-lyase activity.